AUGGGCGAAAAAGGGGUUUACCUCUCUGACUGGAGUUGUUUUGUUAUAUCUGUAGACACUGGAGAGGUUCUUGACUAUCAUGUCCUUUCAAAAGAAUGCCGGAAAUGUACCAUGAAAAGGUCUCAGUGUCAAACUGACGAGGAGUUCGAAGCAUGGCAGAUUGAGCAUCUUGCUUCCAAUGAGUGUGACAUUAAUUUUAAUGGAAGCUCACCUGCAAUGGAAGCUGAGGGUGCCAUAGUUGUUUGGAGUAGAUCUGUGGAACUGCAUAAAAUAAGGUAUAAAUGGAUGGUUUCUGACGGAGACAGUAAGGCAUUCAAUACUGUGGAGAAUAUAUAUGGCGAUGACUGCAAGGUGGAAAAACUGGAUUGUGUUGGGCACGUGCAAAAACGCAUGGGCAAGCACCUACUUAAUCUUAAAGCAAGAACCAAAGGUAAACUUGCAGAUGGCAAACCCAUUGGAGGACGGGGCCGACUGACUGAGAGCCGCAUUAAACGCCUUCAGAAGUACUAUGGUCUAGCCAUUAGACAAAACACCCUAACUAAAGCAAACCUAACAGAAAGAGAGGUUGAUGUUGUUGUUUACACCAUGAAGAAAAAUAUCAUUGCCAUCCUCCAUCACAGUGUCCAGUCACAAGAUGCUGCUAAACAACAUCGCUUCUGCCCUGUUGGUGAGGAUUCCUGGUGUAAAUGGCAACAAGAUUGUGCUACUGGAACAAAUACUUAUGAAGCAGGUGACUGUUUGCCUGAAGUGUUCUUUGAACUGCUGAAGCCAACAUUCAUCACACUUAGUGAAACUAAGCUGCUUCAAAGGUGUGUGCGUGGCGCCACCCAAAAUCGCAAUGAAUGCAUCAACGGACUGGUGUGGGCACGCUGCCCAAAACACAAGCAUCAUGGUGCCAAGGUGAUUAGAUGUGCAGUUGCUUCUACUGUGUGCCAUUUUCAUAGUGGAGCUGCCAGCAGAGCAAGAAUAAUGCAGAGACUGGUAAUUCCAGCAGGGGAGUACACUCAGAAGGCCUCAGAAGAAAAGGACAAGAGGCGGUUGAGAAAAUCGGACCUUCAGACCUCUGCUAAAGAAAAGAAGCGCCGGCAAGGAGAGCAAAUGAGGCGCACACGCAGAGAAGAUGCCCUACGGGAGGCUGAUGGUGAUACCUAUGAACCUGGAGGCUUCUAA
This is a messenger RNA of Pocillopora meandrina, 1170 nucleotides long. The record is from the annotation of a GenBank genome assembly. NCBI's taxonomy places the organism in Eukaryota, Metazoa, Cnidaria, Anthozoa, Scleractinia, Pocilloporidae.